This is a messenger RNA of Hymenoscyphus albidus, 2376 nucleotides long. The record is from the annotation of a GenBank genome assembly. Lineage: Eukaryota; Fungi; Ascomycota; Leotiomycetes; Helotiales; Helotiaceae.
UUUUACCUGUCCCAGCACUGGGACCCAGAGAGACCAAAUAACCUGGGCGCUUUGUAUUUGAGCUGGAGGAAUCCGAGUACUGCCGAUUCACGAUGGCACAACUUCUUCUAGCAGUUUUGGCAGUAAAAUUCAUGGUCUUCUCAUCCGUGCAAGCAGAACUUCCAGGGGUUCCACCAUACGAAGUUCCGUCAGCAUUCCCAACCGCGGUGUUUUCUAGUUAUUAUUUGCAACCAGUACCAACAUCAGAACCCCAACCCGCAAUCUUCGACCCUGUGCUGAAUAUCACAUAUCCAUUGAACCUCACCGAUCCAACAACAAUUCCAUCAGCAAGCACUGAUCCAGUCUUCUAUCCCGUUGCAAUAGCAAAUCUGACAAAUGCAACCUCAGAAACCAUCAUCCAAGCAGCAAUAGCUGAAAUCAAAGAUAUAAUCUCGGAUAAUGGUGGUUCAUCCGGAAAUUGUUCGAAAUGUAUUGCUGCCUUGAGUGUUGGAAAGGUAGUCGCCCAAUUGGCGCCAACAUAUAUUCCGGAUGCGAUGGUGUCUUUAUGUCAGUCAACGGGAUGGGGAACAACCAAAUCUUGCCAGACUGGCUACAAUGCUACGAAUUUUGGAGCUAUUUGGACUCAAAUUCUGGCUUUGGCUGAUGUCAAUGGGCUUGAUGGGAGGUAUAUUUGUAGCUCGUUGAGCAGUACUUUUUGUCCUGCUCCAGCACUUACGCCGUUAAAUACUACUGGAUUAUUCCCGAAACCAAAGCCACUGGAUCUGUAUAUACCUGAACCGAGUGGGGAGAGGGUUAAGGUUAUUCAUUUGUCGGAUUUUCAUUUGGAUCCAAGAUAUCAGGUUGCGUCGGAAGCAAAUUGUUCUUCAAGUAUGUGUUGUAGGUAUUCUGGUUCGACGGGAACUUCUCAAGCGGUAUUUCCAGCGCCUUUGUAUGGAGCAUAUAAGUUAGUAGAUCUUUUGGAACCCAUAGAAGUUUGUAACUGACUUCCCUAGAUGUGAUACACCAUAUUAUCUCGGCCUCGCAGCAUUGCAAUCAAUUGCUUCCCUCACAGGAACAGGGACAACCAAAUCCAACGCUGCAUGGUCAAUCUACACGGGUGAUCUGGUAUCUCACGAUCCGGAAAAUGAAAUGUCACAAGCCUACGUUGAGUACACCGAAACCAGCAUUUACAGCAUGUUCAAAUCAUACCUCGAGGGUCCGGUAUUUCCAGUGCUAGGAAAUCACGAUUCCAGCCCUGAAAACAUUGUCGGCCCAUACAAUCUCCCAGGACCACUUGGCCAACAAUUUAGCUGGAAUUACAAUCACGUUUCUGGUUUAUGGCAACAUAACGAAUGGCUCAGUGCUGAAGAAGCAAGUCAAGCCGCUGUUCAUUAUGCAGCUUACUCCAUUGUUAACCACUACGGACUCCGAAUCAUCACACUCAACACAGAUUUCUGGUAUCGGAACAAUUACCCAAAUUUCAUCAACAUAAGUAACCCCGACAACUCGGGCGGCUUCAACUUCCUCAUCAAUGAACUCCAAGCAGCAGAAGACAACUGCGAAAGGGUGUGGAUAAUCGGUCACGUCUUAAGCGGCUGGGACGGUACAAAUCCACUCCUGGGCCCAUCAGAUCUGUUCUAUCAAAUCGUGGAUCGUUACUCUUCUCAUGUAAUCGCAAACAUAUUCUGGGGACAUACACAUGAAGAUCAAAUCAUACUUUACUACUCCAAUAAUGGAACCGUUCGCUCUACCGAUACAGCGCAGACAGUAGGUUGGAUAGGACCCUCCGUCACGCCCUUGACAAACCUCAACUCAGGGUAUAGAAUGUACUCCGUAGACACAUCAACAUUUGAGAUCUACGACGCAUACACAUUUUACUCCGACAUCUCCGAAACCCCCACUCUCAACUCUACAGGCCCAACCUAUCAGUUCGAGUACUCUACUCGUGAUGCUUACGGACCCUCUAUCGACUGGCCUGAGGAGGCCCUAUUGAACGCUACAUUUUGGCACAAGGUCACGGAGGCUAUGGAGACCAAUAGAACGUUGGUAGAGACGUUCAAUGGGUUCCAGGGCAAGAGCAGUUCGAGGAGUCUCAACUGUACGAGUGAUGCUUGUGCACAGGCUAAGGUUUGUUAUAUGAGGAGUGGAAGUGCGCCUCUUGGGAGGGCUUGUCCGCAGGGGUUUGCGAGUGUGCAAAGUCCUUAUACUGGGAAGAACUUUUGAUGAACGGAGGAGUUUUAAGGUUUUUAAAUAGCAAUGAUGGAAUAAAGUUAUGAUAGUGAGGCUGGUUAAGAAAGAUGGUAAAGACUGGGCGUACACUUAACGCCAGGCACUUUUUACUUUGUGAUUCCCAUUGCAAACGCUGUUGUAGCGCAUAUAUUGAACACCGAAUCCUAA